GGAUGCCAGGCAGAUUCUCCCAUCAUGCUCAGCGCCCGCCCGCCCGUUUCCCACAGUACCACGGGGCACAGUGCCCACACUUUGAGUGCAAUAAUGGACGCGCAGUGGCGUCGCGGAGCACAGUGAGCAUGCGCAGUGCCCAUAUAGUCUCCACAGUAAUGGACUCGUAAGGGCGCCGCCGAGCGCGCUGCGCAUGCGCAACGCCCCCACUUUGCCCAUAGUAAUGGGCACUCGGCGGCGUCAGAGUCCAUGAUGCGCAUGCGCUGUGCCCACCCUUUUCCCAAAGUAAUGGACGUUUGUUGGCGCCGCUGUACUUAGUGCGCAUGCGCCUUGCCCCACACUGUACCCAUAGUAAUGGAGCGCGGGGGGGGUGUCGUAGCGCUCAGUGCGCAUGCGCGUUGCCCACACCUCGCCCAGAGUAAUGGAGGCCCCGCGGCGUCGCAGCUCUCACUGCGCAAGCGCCACGCCCCGUUUCCUCCUUUGUGCGCAAGCGCAGUGCGCACCACCGCCGGCCUCGGGGGCUGCGUCUCGGCUCGGAGCGGCCGCAGCUUUGGGUUGUUCUUGGAAAGGUUCGCUCCGCUCGUGAAUUCCUUCCACCUUGGCCUUCCCAACCCCUUUCUUUGGGGUCCUCCUCCCUCGCAGCUCGUUAAGACGCAGUUGGCUCUCCAGCGCUUGACCUCGGCCGCUCCCACCGCUCCGGGACCUCCUCAUGCCUGGUUGAACCCGGUCCUCCUCCAGAACGCCAUGUUCAACCCGAGAGGAACGUUACCUCCGCGGCCCCGCGGACCGAAUCCAUCGGGCACGAAGCCUCCUCCUGGAUCCCUUCGGGAAGGAGCCGUGGUGGGACUUCCGAGAAAGCCUUCGCCCGCGAUGCCUCAAGGGAUGUCGCAAAGAUUAUCCGCCUUGGAAACGGUUCCGUGGAGGGGAUCGCAACGGAUCAACGUGCGGGUGACCCUGCACCGGCCCGAUCCCCGGCAGGUGAAGAAGAAGACAAACCUCCACCAGGAGCAGAAAGGAGAACCUUGCGGCGGUCGCUGGGACGGCAGCUCCUGCUCCGCUGGACACAAACCGGCGUCCUCGGAGCCGAAUUCCAACCCCCAGAGCCGUUACACUCCGGAAAGCGCUUCCAGCAUUUUGGCGAGUUUCGGGUUGUCCAACGACGAUUUGGAGGAGCUCAGUCGUUACCCGGACGAUCAGUUGACGCCUGAGAACAUGCCGCUGAUCCUGAGGGAGAUCCGGGUCCGGAAGAUGGGUCACUCCUCCGGCUUGCGCGCUCCGAGACGAGGAGAAGAAAGCGGCGGUGGGGCGAGCGGCGCAGCGCCGAAGAGCAAAGUCAUCGAUUACGGCCACGCCAGUAAGUACGGUUACGCCGAGGAGCAUCUGGAGGUGCACGCCUACGAUCCCGAAGUGCCUACGGAGGAUCCUCUGGAAGCGGCGGGCUAUCGCCCCGAGGCGUCGAGCGGAGAGGACUUCCAAGGAGAGCCCAACGUGCCCAUGGGCGUCCCACCACCACCUCCUGCCGUGAGCUGCAACGCGGUCUUUCCAGUGGACGACUUAAUGAAACCCGCUGGUUUCCAGAACGGUUCCUCCACCUCUCGCUCCUUUUUCCCAACAACGGAACCUCCGGAAAAGCUGUCGGGAUUAUGCGCGGCACCCGCGGGGCUCCCUGUGGUCAAACCCAUCUCGCAGCCUCCGCUCCCUCCCGGGAUGCCGGCGCUGCUGCCGCUGCCUCUCCUUCCGCCGGUGCUGCUCCCGCCGCCGCCGCCGCCCGUCCUUCCGCCGGCGCCGCACCCGCCCUUCUCGGCGGGGCUCCUGGCGGCCAUCAGCUCCCACGAGAGGCUGCAGCGGGACGUCCCCCCGAGCCACCCCGGCGGGCAGAGCGGCGCCGGAGCGGCGCCCAAAGCUUUCCCGGAGGAGCCGUUGGAUUCUCCUUUCGGGAAAGCUUCGUGGCUCCCGGCGUUCCCCGAAGCCGAUGGGCAGAAGAGGAAGCGCGCGCCCACUCCGUCCAUGAUGAACGACUACUACGCCACUUCGCCGAGGAUCUUCCCGCACAUCUGCUCCCUCUGUAACAUCGAGUGCACUCAUAUGAAGUACUGGAUCCUCCACCAGAACAGCCCGUCGCACAUCGAGAGCUGCCGCCACCUGCGCCAACAGUAUCCGGACUGGAACCCGGAGUCGCACUCCUCCAAGAGAAACGCCGCGGACCGAAAGGAGAACCAGACGCCGCGACGCCGGUCCGGCUCCGCCAGCCCUCGCCGCUCCAGGCUCGGAUCUUCCAGUUAUGUCAUCCGUCGGUCACGAUCGAGAUCCAGGAGUCCCGGCCGAUUCCGGCCAACGAGGCCGAGAAGUCGAAGCCCGAGGCAGAUGCGCCGCUUUAGCCCCAGACACAGGUCCAGGUCCCCUCAGCGCUCCAGGAACCCGCUGAGAACCACUCCGCGCCCACAGAGGUCAUCCAGUAACGAUUGGUCCUCAAGGAGGUCAACGCGGUCCCAAGGUAAAAGGGGUGGGAAACGCUCCGAGAUGGCGGCUCUGGAGACCCUCCUCAAAAGUUUGGGCUUUGCCUUUGUAGCUGAGUUCAAUGAACAGAAAGGGCUUCGAGGAACCGAGCGAGGACCUUCGGGAUCGGGAAAGUCACCACCUUCUCCUGGACCUUUAGGGAAGGUGCCCGGAAAUGCGAAGAAGCCCCUGAAAACCGGUGUUUCUCCAAAGGCUUUGAAGAAGGACGACGUCGCUUUGCCGCCGUCGAGUUCUUCAUCUCCCGCAACCGAGGAUUUACUCCAAAGCAAAGAGGUGGAAGAGAACGAGGAAGAAGAAUCCAUGGGAACCCCCGGACCUUGUCCCGCUCCGUAUAACCGCCUGCUGCGGGAGGAGCUGCUGAGCCGCAGGACGGUCCUACGCAUCUCUGAGCUUCCCCAGGGCGGCUUUUCCGAUCAGGACAUUAAGAAGAUCGUCCAACCCUUCGGCAAAGUCAGCGAUCUCCUCGUCCUGCGCUCGCGGAAUGAGGCCUUCUUGGAGAUGAACUACAAAGAAGCCGUGGUGGCAGCGGUGGAGUACGGUGAAACUGUGCCGGUGUUGGUCAACGGGAAACGGGUGAAGAUCAGCGUAGCCGAGAGGCCCAAAGCCCCUCCUGGGCAGACCAAAACGAUCCUGAAGAAACGCUCUCCGACCACGAGAAGGGCCGCGCCGAGCGCUCCGAAGGAUCCCAACCCCACGGCCGCGGCCGCCGACGCCGCUCCAGGGAAAAAGGAGACGAAGGAAUCGGCAGUGAAGGGAGACACCGAAACCCAAACCCCCUCCAUUGCUGUGGCAGAAGCGGCCGUGGAUGAGGACCUUCCGACGUCAACUGGAGUGGAGACGGAACUUGAGGGAACGAAACCGAUGGAGACGCAGAGUGUGGUGGAAUGGGGUGGAGUUCCAGAGGAGACCGAGGCUGAAGGAGGGACGGACGCUGCGUCUGCCGAAGAGGUGGCAGCGCGGGAACCUCUGGUGGCGCUGGAGAUGGAAGACCUCGAUGGAGUUGGAAUCCAUGAAGGAGCUGUGGCAGCGCCUGCGGAGAGGGAGGAGACACUGGAGCCGCCCGGCAAGGACCCUGAAGACACGUGUGUGGUCCUCGUUUCAAACCUACCUGAGAAAGGUUACUCCGUCGAGGACGUUUCCAACCUGGCGAAGCCCUUUGGAGGUGUGAGGGACGUUCUCAUCGUUUCCUCCCACAAGAAGGCGUUUCUGGAGAUCCCCAGGAGCUCCGCCCAUGCCAUGGUCAGAUUUUACCGCUGUUUCCCGAUGUCUCUGGAUGGAAACCAACUCUGCGUGGCCACCACCGCCCGGUGCUCCUCCGUCAGCGAUGAGGAGGCGAUUUUCACGGCUCUGAUCCAGGAGUCCGACCCAAAGGUGGACACCGCGGGCGUGCGGCGGCGCUUCGUCCAUUUGGGGAAUUUGCCGGACGACGGUUACAGAGAACUCGAAGCCGUCUGCGUGGGGCUUCGCUUCGGCAAAGUGGACCAUUACGUUGUCCUGAAGAACAGAAAGAAGGCCAUCGUGCAGUUGGACAGCCCCGAGGCGGCGCGGUCCAUGCAGAGCUUCCUGCAGCGCUGUCCCUACCGGAUGGGCGACCACACGCUGACGUGCACCUUAUCGCCCCACCACCACUCCACCGCGCCUGAAGUUGGGAAGAAGGAAGUGAAGAAGGAGGAACCUCCUGGUGGAAGCUCUGAUUUGCCGGGAGCUCCGGAGGGAUCAGGAGCGGCGCAAAGAGCGGCUGCCGAUCCUCCGGCAGAGCCCCAGGGGCCAAAGGAAAGACCCCCUCCCAUCCCUAAGAUCCCGGAGGAGCUUCCAACGGCGCCCACAGAGCCCUCCGAGUCCCGUCUGGAUGGAGCAGUGAGGAGGGAAUCCGCUCCGGGACCACCAGAAACCUCUGUGGAGCCAUUGAACGCUGGAGUUGAAGCUACGGUGGUGUCCAUCAAAGCCGUUGAUACGGAAUGGUCUGAAGCGAAGUCAGAAGAGAUCCCACCACCGCUUUCCGGCGCGGAGGAGGAAGAGGUGGUUGGAGGGAACGUCGAAGCAAAGUGGUUUGGAUCCGUUUUUCCGUCGGCGUCGGAGCAGGAAGCUAUGGAGGAAGAUGAAGAGGUGUCUUCUCCGUCUGUUAGACCACCAGAAGGAUCGGCUGCUGUGGGCGAGGCUGAAGAUGCGCCGCCGGAUGGGGUUGUGAAGCUGGAAGGGUGGGAAUCAACCGGAACCAUCCCUGAAGUGGUUCCCCCGGCUUCUCCUGCGGCUUCCGUGGAGACGGCGUCACCUCCUGUCCCUCAACCAAGCAAGAAGUUGGAUUCUUCUGAAGAACCUCUGGUUUCUGGUGUGAAAACCAACCAGGAGGUGCCGCGAGGUGUAGCUCAGACGAUGGAGGAGAAACCCACGCUUGAAAGCGAGGUGGCCGCCGAGAAGAAACUGGACACGACUGGAGCAGAGACGGAGGUGGAACCUGAAGAGCCUCAGCUCCGAGGUGGAAGAGCAGAGGAGAAGCCCGAGAAGCUUUUGGUCAAGAGUGGGGUUGAGACGGAGACGAAGCUUGGAAAGUCCACGAUGGAGGUCGGGGCUGCUCUGGAGAACGUUGGGAGCGCCGUAAAGGAGAAUAAGGAAGGAAUUGAAGUCCAUCGGAAUGGAGGAGUGGGACAACCCGGAAAGGAGGAGACCUUCAAAGCGGUCCCGUUGAGCUCCUCCCUCUCGCUCAAGGAAUGUCCCUCUGUGGACAAAACCAUCUGGAAGGCGGUGCUGUGUCUUCCCGAUAUCUCCAAGUCGAGGUCUCCAUCGCAGAGGAAAGAGCCGGGAGCGGAGCAGAAGGCUCCGGCCAAGCCUGGGCCGCGAGGCCACGCGGCGGUGAAGAGGACAGCGCUGAAAGAAGAAGAAGAAGGAGAAGGAGAAGAAGAAGGAGGAGAAGGUCAUCUCCGAGGUGGGAGCGUCUGGUGGAGCGCGGGAGACGGCGUCAAAAGGCGAGCGAGCAGAAGUUGUGGUGUGGAUGGCAAGGGAGGAGGCGGUGGGAGGAGCUCAUCCCAGCAGGAGAAGGCCUGGCGAGCGCCGCCUAGGGCUAGUUCCAAACUAUCCCAAGAGGGACAGAGUAGAUCCACCACCGCGAAGAGGGACAACGGCGGCACUAAGGUUCCCGUGGCCACCAAGGCGGCGGCGGCUUCCAAAGGCGGCGCCGGCGCAAAGCACAAAGAGGAGGAAGAGCUGUUUCCCUUCAAGCUGGAUGAGUUCGUCACCGUGGAUGAGGUCAUCGAGGAGACCGAACCUCCGGUUAAAACCCGGCAGAAUCCACCGCGGGGAAGGAGAAAAGAUGGGGCCAAAGCCACGUCGUCUUCUGAGCCGUCUUCCAAGAGGAGGAAAGGGAAGAGCUCCGUCCCACGCCUCACCGAGAGCGACCUCUCCUUUGUCACCUUGGAUGAGAUCGGGGAGGAGGAGGACAUGGGGGUCGCUGGUUUAGAAGCUCUGGGUGACCCCCGAGGUCUCCUUGUGGUGGAUGAAGUGAUGGAAGAGGAAGAGCUGUUGGAAGCGGUGAAGGAUCCGCAGUCGCUCGUGACUUUGGAUGAGCUCUCGGAGCAGGAGGAGCUGAGUUUUCCCCACGAGGUCCCUCGGUCGCUGUUUGAGGAACAGGAUUUGAAAGCCCAACCGUUGGUCACCGUGGAUGAAAUCGGUGAAGUGGAAGAGCUUCCUCUGAGCCAACCGACGGAUUUGAUGGAGGAUGUCCUGACGGCCAAAGAGGACAAUAAAGCGGUGGGGGAAGAGUCUGGAGAUGGGGUUUCCUCCCAGGUUCUCGACGACCCCAGGUUCUUGACGUCACCUCUGGUGACGGUAGAUGAGCUCCAAGAGGACAACGAAGAUAACCCUCUGGAGGCUUUGGAUGAAGGCAACGAAGAGGACUUUCUGGCUGAUUUCAACCGUCUGAAAGAGGAGCUGAACUUCGUGACGGUGGAUGAAGUUGGAGAGGAGGACGAGGAAGAAGAAACCGCUUCCCUGGGGAAGAACGUCAGCGAGGAGGAAGACGACGAAGAUAUCGUUGCUGUUGCAGGACCAGAAGAAGAAGAAGAAGUCACUGCCGUUGCAGGAGCGGAAGAAGAAGAUAUCGUCGCUGUUGCGGGACCGGAGGAAAUGGAGAUCCUGGGAGAGAUGAGUCCAGGAGAAGACAUCGUUGCCAUCUCGAAGGCAAAAGGAGAGCCACCGGAGUCGGGAGAGAAAGAACCGGAGUCCGGGCAGAAGAAAACGGCUCCUUCAGAUGCACCGAAGCCCUCAAGUACCCAAAAAGGCUUGGAUUACCUCCUUCCCAAGGCCGGCUUCUUCUGCCAGAUCUGCUCGCUCUUCUACACCGAUGAGACGUCGGUGAAAAACCACUGCAAGACACCGCUUCAUCAGCAGAACUUGGAGAAGUUCAUGGCCGAGCAGAAGGACGCGGUCAACGCCGAGGAGGAGCGGAGCUCGAGGUGAUGAGGAGGAGGAAGGACCUCAUCGGCGCCUUCGGUUUUUGGGUCCACUUUACUUCCGCGCCUUUCGUUACGGUUCCCUUUGUGAUUCGGAUCGGGAAAGAAGCGUUGGAUUGAGCGGAGGAGAAAGAGACUUUGAGAAGCUCCGGGUGGUGGUUUGGAGCUCAGUGUCCAAGCGUUGGGCUUUGGAAGAGAGUCCUUUGGAAGAUGUUGAGAAGAAUUAAAGGUUCUUCCUGUAAAGUUCACCGAAGGGCUGUGGUUGCUCUGGGGUUGGUGGAGAUCCAACGGAGUCGUGGAUGGUCCAUCCCGGGAG
Messenger RNA from Cuculus canorus (common cuckoo), 7278 nucleotides. It is a transcript of the gene ZNF638, whose product is annotated as zinc finger protein 638. Lineage: Eukaryota; Metazoa; Chordata; Aves; Cuculiformes; Cuculidae. The record is from RefSeq and is a predicted model, not a curated record. Gene Ontology annotation, biological process: regulation of RNA splicing. Gene Ontology annotation, cellular component: nucleus. Gene Ontology annotation, molecular function: zinc ion binding; mRNA binding.